AUGGAUGACGCAAUCUCGACCAUGAAUAUAUUUGAUGAUGAAUCGCAGUUCAAGAUUCCUCAAUGGCAACCGGUGAGGCAGAAGUCCUCUCCAGAUAUUGUUAACAACCCUUUCCUAGACCCAUCAGAAGGCCCCCUUGAUUUGCCAAGUGCCUGGGGUCUAUACAAAGACUGUUCAGAUACAUCAAUCAUCCACAGGAACAAUGAUCCUUGUCACAAUUCAUAUAAAUCUCUCCAGAUACUCCAUUAUAUUCUUCUAUCAGGGUGCAGUAACAGUGGACAAUCCACUCUUGCAGGUUGCAUUGAGUUUAUUUAUCUCAGCAUGAUUGAGGAUGAAAGUUGGAUCUACGGAAAGGCCAUUCAAUCGUACAUUCUACGUUGCAUUUUGCAUACAAUUUGGGAGAUGAAAAGGCGCAAUGUCUUCUCCAAUUGGGCUGACAGCUAUGGGUUAUAUAAUACUGGUGACUUUAAGGACGGAACACUGGUUUCACAUAAUGCUUGGUCAUAUAAAGGCUGGCCAUAUGAUCAUAAACCAGAGACUAUUCGUCGUUUGGCUCAGAGUUCGUGGAGGGACCAAGGAUUUCGAGAGACUUUUGAUGCUUGGUCAAGCAAAAAUUCAAGAAUAAAAGCCGCUGAAAGUUAUUUUCGCUCUGGGCACCGCAUUUGGAGCGCUAGUUAUAUCCCGACGAGGGAAGACCUUCUUCUACUAUUUAACAGAGCUACAAACAUGGACAUUACGUGGGGAAAUACAAUUGUCAAAGUCUAUGAUUAUGGCGGAUUCGAAGACUACCAUAAAAAAUGGGAGGACGUUAGAGUGGCGAUAGGACCAAAAAACAAUUCUCUACACGAUUUCAAUGAUGAGUUCUGA
This is a messenger RNA of Botrytis sinoallii, 867 nucleotides long. RefSeq lists its product as uncharacterized. The coding region runs from base 1 to 867 and encodes 288 amino acids. The record is from RefSeq and is a predicted model, not a curated record. Gene Ontology annotation, molecular function: guanyl nucleotide binding; G-protein beta/gamma-subunit complex binding; GTPase activity. The transcript has 2 exons. Lineage: Eukaryota; Fungi; Ascomycota; Leotiomycetes; Helotiales; Sclerotiniaceae. Gene Ontology annotation, biological process: G protein-coupled receptor signaling pathway.